CGGCGGCGGCGGGCCCGGCCGGGCAUGACGCCGGGAGGCGACGGCGGCGCGGGCGGCGAUGAGCGACAUCGUGGAGAAGACGCUGACGGCGCUGCCGGGGCUCUUCCUGCAGACCCCGCCGGCGGGCGGCUCGGCGGCCUCGAGGCCGUCCUGCUCCUCCCGGCUGGGCGGCCUGGUCCGCGGCAUCACCGCGCUCAGCUCCAAGCACGAGGAAGAAAAGUUAAUUCAGCAGGAGCUGAGCAAUCUGAAGGCGACUGUGUCUGCGCCUACUACCACGCUGAGAAUGAUGAAAGAAUGUAUGGUGAGACUAAUAUAUUGUGAAAUGCUUGGAUAUGAUGCUUCCUUUGGUUAUAUACACGCAAUUAAAUUGGCACAACAAGGAAACCUUUUAGAAAAAAGAGUAGGUUAUUUGGCUGUUUCUUUAUUUCUACAUGAAAGUCACGAACUGUUGCUUCUCCUUGUGAAUACAGUUGUAAAGGACUUACAGAGCACUAACCUGGUGGAGGUGUGUAUGGCGCUUACUGUUGUCAGCCAGAUCUUCCCUCGAGAGAUGAUUCCAGCAGUGCUGCCAUUAGUAGAAGAUAAACUUCAGCAUUCUAAGGAGAUUGUAAGAAGAAAGGCUGUUUUGGCGUUACAUAAAUUUCUACUUAUUGCUCCAAAUCAAGUACAGCAUAUACAUAUUAAAUUUCGGAAAGCACUUUGUGACAGAGAUGUUGGGGUCAUGGCUGCUUCCUUGCACAUAUACCUAAGGAUGAUAAAGGAGAAUUCAUCUGGAUAUAAAGACUUGACGGGGAGUUUUGUAACAAUUUUGAAGCAAGUAGUUGGAGGCAAGCUCCCAGUAGAUUUCAAUUACCACAGUGUGCCAGCACCAUGGUUACAAAUUCAGCUCUUGAGAAUACUAGGACUUCUAGGGAAAGACGAUCAAAGGACAAGUGAAUUAAUGUAUGACGUUCUUGACGAAUCCUUACGAAGAGCUGAGUUAAAUCACAAUGUCACAUAUGCUAUUCUGUUUGAAUGUGUGCAUACAGUGUAUUCCAUUUAUCCUAAAGCGGAAUUACUUGAGAAGGCUGCCAAGUGCAUUGGAAAAUUUGUUUUGUCACCUAAAAUAAACCUUAAAUAUUUAGGACUGAAGGCUCUUACCUAUGUUAUCCAACAGGAUCCAACUUUGGCUCUUCAGCACCAGAUGACAAUAAUUGAAUGCUUAGACCAUCCCGAUCCCAUUAUUAAAAGAGAGACUCUGGAACUUCUUUACAGAAUUACUAAUGAACAGAAUAUAACAGUGAUUGUUCAGAAGAUGCUUGAAUAUUUACAGCAGAGCAAAGAAGAGUAUAUUAUCGUCAAUUUGGUUGGCAAAAUAGCUGAACUGGCUGAAAAAUAUGCUCCGGAUAACGCGUGGUUCAUUCAGACCAUGAAUGCUGUGUUUUCAGUGGGAGGAGAUGUCAUGCACCCUGAUAUCCCCAAUAACUUUCUACGACUGCUAGCAGAAGGUUUUGACGAUGAAACAGAAAAUCAGCAGUUAAGACUUUAUGCAGUUCAGUCUUAUCUUACUUUGCUGGAUGUGGAAAACGCGUUCUAUCCUCAGAGAUUUCUUCAAGUUAUGAGUUGGGUAUUAGGGGAAUAUUCCUACCUCUUAGAUAAAGAAACACCAGAGGAAAUUAUGGCCAAGCUAUAUAAGUUACUUGUGAAUGACUCCGUUUCUUCAGAAACAAAAGCCUGGUUAAUUGCUGCUAUAACCAAGUUGGCAUCCCAAGCACAGUCUUCUGACAUAGUUGAGAGAUUAAUCCAGGAAUUCACCGUAUCUUUAGAUACGUGCAUGAGACAGCAUGCAUUUGAAUUGAAACAUAUGCACGAAAAUAUGGAACUUAUGAAGAGCUUGCUGCCAACUGAUAAGAGUUAUGAAGACAUGGUGGUAGAUGCUUCCUUAUCUUUUCUGGAUGGUUUUGUGGCUGAAGAACUGAGUCAGGGGGCAUUGCCUUACAAACCUCACCACCAGAGACAAGAAGAAAAGUUUUCUCAAGAGAAAGUUCUUAAUUUUGAACCAUAUGGACCCUCAUUUUCUUCAUCUGGCAUGACUGGACGAGAGUCUCCUGCUGGCGUUUCUCUUGGCUCAGAUAUAUCUGGCAAUAGCGCAGAGACAGGGCUAAAAGAGACAAAUAGCUUGAAGAUGGAAGGUAUAAAGAAAUUGUGGGGGAAGGAGGGCUAUCUUCCCAAGAAGGAAAGCAAAACUGGUGAGGAAAUUGACCCUCCACCCAUUUCUCAAGAGGGCAUACUAAUGGAAAACAUAGACCAAACUGUAACCAAAAAGACUCAAGAACUUACCCAGUCUAAAGAGGAGAAAGAAAAGCAGCUACUGGCAUCAUCAUUAUUUGUUGGGUUAGGGUCAGAAAGUACAGUCAGUCUGCUCGGAAAAACAGAUACCGUCUCUCAUAAAUUCAGAAGGAAACCAAGAGCCAAGGACACCAAAAGUGGAGAAAACACCAGUGCUCAGGAUAUGGCCUGUUCUUCCUUUAGUUCUUCAUCAAAUGUGACUUAUGAAGAAGAUUAUUAUUUGGAUGCCUUGCAUGGUAAAGGAGGCAAAGAUUUAAAGAAAUUAUCUCUCAGUUCAGAACUUCUGGAUUCUGAGUCACUUGCAGAACUCCCCGUGGUUGAGAAACUCUCAGACUGCAGGCUCUCAGUACCUUCUUUGUUUGCUGAUAGCAACAUGGAAGUUUUUCACACUCCUGAAUCCACUGCACCAGUAGGUACUAAUGAAAUCUCUUUAGUGUCAUCUUUGUUGGAAGAAACAGCUGAUCACAUGUAUUCAGAUCUUAUGGAGGUCUGUAGUAAUGAAACCAUAUCAGUGUCUUCUUACAAAAUUUGGAAAGACGAUUGUUUAUUGGUGGUCUGGACAGUUUCAAAUAAGAGUGAUUUGGAAUUGGAAAGUGCUAACUUAGAAAUUGCUCCUGCGGAAAAUUUCAAGAUCACUGAGCAACCUGAGUGCUGCUUGCCUGAAAGAGAGACAGGAAGUACCACAAGCUUUCAAUACAGUAUACAAAUGGAAAAGGCUUUCACAGAUGAGACUCUUUCUGGCUUUAUAAAUUACCAAAUGAUGGAUAUGCAUCCUGUUCAGCUUGAAUUUUCAUUAAACUUAUUAAUGCUAGAUUUUAUUAGACCAUUAAAAAUCUCAACGGAAGACUUUGGCAAACUCUGGUUAUCCUUUGCAAAUGACGUGAAGCAAAAUAUCAAAAUGUCAGAAUCUCCAGCUGCUCUGCCUUCUGCCCUAAAGACCCUGCAACGGAAGCUGAGACUUCAUGUUGUUGAAGUUAUAGGCAGUGAAGGACUUUUGGCCUGUCAACGCCUCCCAUCCGUCCCCUGCUUGUUGCACUUUCGAGUUCACGCUGACACGAUGAGUCUUUGGUUCAGAUCCUCCUGCGCUGCUCUUCCCGACUACUUACUGUGUCAGUGUCAAAAGGUGAUGGAGGGAUCCUAGCACAAGCUCGGCGUAGAUUUCAUUCUGUCCAAGUAAAUGGUUUACAUAGAUAAACUUAUUUACCAAAGUAAAAAGAACUCAUGGUACUUGUAAUUAAAAUGGGGAUAAGUUUAAGUUGUGAUUUUAUGUGUCUUUGAUUUCUGAUCAAGAACGAUCCCCAAGAAGCUAUAUCUCUUAUCUUUUACUCAGGAUUGUACAGUUUGUUUGGGUCCCCCAAAAGUGACCUGAGCUAAUGUUAUAAACUGCUAAUGAUUUAUAUAUCUCUUAGUGUAGAGUGACUAAAAAUAUUUAUUUUGUUAUAAAUAAUUUUAUAGCAAAUAUACUCUAGUGCUAGUUCGUUUGUCCUAAAACUUAGUCUCAGUUCUCUACAUUAAAGGAGAAGAGACAUGGAGUUGAUAAUCCCAGACCUAAUUCAUGUUUGGCUUUGGAAUGUUUUUUGCUAGGCAAAUCAUUACUUUCAAUUAUGUUUUGCUUAGGUCAUUGUGAAAUACACACUAAGAGUUAAGCGAAUCUGUAAGCAUGUUGUAUAUUGGCAGGGGCGGGGUGGGGGAAUCCAAUCUAUGAUACAAUUUUUACUCUAACUUGUAAUACCAUUGCAUAUAAUUUGGCUGAAAAAAUGGACCAUUUUCCCUUUGCAUUUAUUUUAAAAUUCAAAGUGAGUUACUGUAGUCUUAUUUUAGAAGCUCAGAGCCAUUUACAAAUAUUGUCCUAGAGAAACAAAACCCUUAAAAGCACACAGUACUAAAACAAACAGGUAGAAGGGAUCUUUUUAAUUCUGGAAGAUCUUUCAGUCAGUUACCACUGAUUUUGGAGAAUUUAAAUUCUGAAUAGAGUAUGAAUGGCAAACCAUCUUUCUUGGCCUUGGUAGCUGUUAGUACCCAGCUACAACCGAAGCAGUGACUGUUUAUGCAUACCAUAGAGGUUCUGCAGUAAAAGAUAUUCUCAUGGCAGUGCCAUUGUGGCUCUGUUGGAAUUGUUAUCAGUAAAAGAAGAGGUGAAUUUAAUUAUGAAUGAUGGACCAUAAUUUUGAAAUUGUACAUUAGUGUUAAAAUCUGAAAAUAGUAUUUUAUAAAACCUUAUGGUGCUGUGGAAAAAUAUUUAUUAUUUCACUUUUUCUGAAACUUCACCAUGGAGUCUAUUCAGGUAAUAUCAUUUUUAGUCAUUGCAGUUAAUGCUGUGGAUCAUUGGUACAGUUUAUAAUGCAGGUGUGGGGUUCUAGUUUUCGGUUGUCUCAUUAACUAUGACUCUUCAAAAUGCAAAGGACAUCCUCUGGAGCUGAUAGAUUUCUCUGGUAAUCUGUGUUUAGACUGUUCAUCCCUAAAGACAAAAGCAGUAUUUAAAAACUAAUUUUUUAAGUUCCUCAUUACAAGAUAUAUAAUGCCUUGUUAAUGUCAUGCGUUUAAAUAACAUACAGUAGAACUUGCCAUAAGAGCAUGGUAGUGACUGCUUCCUUUUGUAUGGAAGAGUUCCAUCCUCAAGUUCCCAGCAGUGUCCUGAUAAAGGGAAUGUGCUUUCUCGGUGAUGGUGGUGGACACUGGUGGCUAGCCUUAUCAGCUUCUUCUUUAUUCCUACCUCGGUCAGCAGCUCCACCACCCACCUGAUUCUGCUGCUACUCUGACAAUGAAAUAGCUUGUGCCCUCUUACUUUGCAAAGGAAUGCAGCUGAGAGCAGAGGAAUUUCCCGAGUGUUGGGUAGGCUUACUUGCCUGUAUUCACACGACCACACAGACUGGGUUGAGUGAAGUGCCCAGCAAGCAGAUGGACAGCUGUCUGAGAGAGCUUGUAAUGAGCUGUUCUGCUUUGUUACCAGGGUUUUCAGAAGGGGCAGUAGCAGUGCUCCUGAGAGACAAGCUUGACCCACAGAGCUGGUGUUAGUGGGCGACCUCCAGAUCUGGGAACAUGAUUUUGGGUCUGCCAAAGGGAACCUGGUGUCACUUUCUGCUCUUUCUAGACACAUUACAAAGUACAUUAACAGGGUUUCUACUGAAAUGUUUAGUAGAGCGUUUACAAUUUUUAUAUUUUUAUGAUUUUAAGAACAUGGAAUAAUAACAAGAAAGUAGAUUUUACUAACUUUAGGGCAGUAUCUUUUCUGCUCAGACAAUGCAAUGUUUUAAGUUCUAAAUCAGGCAUCAACCAACUCUUUUUUUGCAUUGUAGGAGAUGUGACUUUAAAGUUAGGAGAAUGAUUUUACAUUAUAGCCAUAAAUUAGUCAACUGAAGGAGCAAUAUCUGGAAUAAGAGAUGUGCGGGGGAUACUCGCUGUGUGAGUAGUGGGCUGGGUGUCUGCCUGAGGAUGGAGGUGGUAGCAAGUGUGAAUCUGGGGGAGAGGAAAGGGACAGAGGAGUGCCCUUGGGGCAGGGGGAGGGAGAAGGGCCAGGCUUCCGGCUGCACAGUGGAUGAGUCAGCCGUUCCUCAAGAGUAGCAGGCUGGAGUCAGGGUCCCUCUCUCAGAGAGCCAAGUAGUCACCAAGCCCUAAAGUGCCAAGCACAGAUGCACUGCAGAGGAGCAUGACUUUAAACAAUGUUCCGCUGUCAGCUAUGGAGACCACUGUAAUUUAAGUGCAGUAUUUCUUUUUUCACUUUUUGUUGGACUAUUUUAAAACGUUGAGCUUUCUUUGUCUUAAGGUUUUAUGGAUAAAUGUGAUCUUUGUCUCCUGAUUGUGAGUUACUUAAAGUGCACUGAACCUGUUCUUCAAUGUUUUUGCUGUAUUGAGAUUUUAGGAGGUAGAGAUGCAAAUGAAUAACAACAGGCAUUAAUCACCUUAUUUUGCAGUUCUGUAAUUAAAAAAAUUGGUUAAACAUGUAAUAAAACACAAAGUGAUCUUUAUUGUU
This is a messenger RNA of Sorex fumeus (smoky shrew), 6298 nucleotides long. It is a transcript of the gene AP4E1, whose product is annotated as adaptor related protein complex 4 subunit epsilon 1. The coding region runs from base 59 to 3469 and encodes 1136 amino acids. The transcript has 21 exons. Gene Ontology annotation, cellular component: AP-4 adaptor complex; membrane coat. Gene Ontology annotation, molecular function: cargo adaptor activity. NCBI's taxonomy places the organism in Eukaryota, Metazoa, Chordata, Mammalia, Eulipotyphla, Soricidae. The record is from RefSeq and is a predicted model, not a curated record. Gene Ontology annotation, biological process: receptor-mediated endocytosis; intracellular protein transport.